Messenger RNA from Diorhabda sublineata, 1923 nucleotides. Its product is annotated as tubulin polyglutamylase ttll6-like. The transcript has 2 exons. Gene Ontology annotation, molecular function: tubulin-glutamic acid ligase activity; tubulin binding. NCBI's taxonomy places the organism in Eukaryota, Metazoa, Arthropoda, Insecta, Coleoptera, Chrysomelidae. Gene Ontology annotation, biological process: protein polyglutamylation; microtubule cytoskeleton organization. The coding region runs from base 1 to 1923 and encodes 640 amino acids. The record is from RefSeq and is a predicted model, not a curated record. Gene Ontology annotation, cellular component: cilium.
AUGGCGAACGAAUCGAGUACAACUUUAUACGUAAUUGCGGAAUCCGAUUCGUCGGAGUGGUCAUCGAGCGAAGAAAAAGGUCAACAAAAACCGAAACCGAUCAUCGAACCGAUUUUGAAAGAGAAAAAGGAAGAGGUUGGUAAAACGAAGAAGAAACGAAAACGCACGAUUUCGGUAUGUCUGACUCAUUGUAGAUACGACGUUAUCCGAAGGGUCGCUCAGAAAUACAAUUAUCGUGAAGUACUCGAAGGAGAAAAUUGGAACAUGUAUUGGACCGAUCUGUCGAUUACAGUUGAUAGGUGUAAGGAUAUGAAGAGGUUUCAAAAAAUCAACCAUUUCCCUGGGAUGUUAGAAAUAUGUAGGAAAGAUUUACUAGCCAGAAACCUCAAUAGAAUGUUAAGAUUGUUUCCUAGAGAAUACAAUUUCUUCCCUAAAACAUGGUGCUUUCCUGCAGAUCUGGGCGAAGCUAUAACCUAUAGCAGAGUUAGGAAAAACAAAACUUUCAUUUUAAAACCGGACGCUGGUAGUCAAGGUCGUGGGAUUGUGAUAACUAAAACGCUAAAAGAGAUACGACCGUGCGACAGGGGAAUUUGUCAAGUAUACAUUUCGAGACCGUUCCUAAUCGAUGGUUAUAAAUUCGAUUUGAGAGUAUAUACUUUAAUAACCUCCUGCGAUCCUUUAAGGAUUUAUAUUUAUAACGAGGGAUUGGUUAGAUUCGCUACUAGCAGAUAUAAAGAACCUAACGGUAUUAAUAUAACGAAUGUUUUCAUGCAUCUAACUAAUUACGCUGUUAAUAAACACAGCAGGACUUAUAAUCAAGAUGCUGAAGGUGGUAGUAAGAGGAAAUUGUCUUGGUUCAACAAUUAUCUUCACAGUUUACAGCACGACGUCGAAGCUAUUUGGUGUAGAAUUGAUGACGUGAUAAUAAAGACAGUCAUAAGCGCUUUCCCGGUUCUCAAACAUAGUUACGCAGCUUGUUUUCCCAAUCACGAUGUAAUACCAGCUUGUUGCGAAUUAUUAGGCAUAGAUAUCCUUUUAGAUAAAAGGUUAAAUCCUCAAGUUUUAGAGGUGAAUCAUUCUCCUAGUUUCCACACGGAUACAGAGCUGGAUAUAGAAGUAAAAGAGGCUCUAUUAAGCGAUAUGUUCGCUAUGAUGAACUUGGAAUAUUGCGAUAAACGUAAAGUUAUGAGAGAAGAUCGAAAAAGAAUCAGGGAGAGGUUAUUGAAUGGAAUUAAUUCGAAGGAUAAUAGUUCGAAUGAUAUUAAAAACUUCACCGAUUAUUUUAAAUUGGAAAUGGCGCAUAGAGGUGGAUUUAGAUUAGUACAUCCUUGUACUAAUACGGAACAUUUAUACGCGAAAUUUUUCGAUCAAGGACAGAAUUCAAUUUAUUGCGAUACCGCAUCUAGUAGAGCUAGAGAAGCAGCUCAAAACGCUCUAAGAGACGAGAUGCAAUUGAAAGCUAAAUUAGAAGCGGCGAAACGUAUAACUGCUAAAGCUAAAACUGUAACGGAAGGACCUUCGACGAGUUUCGUGAAAACUACGAUUCCUUUAAAUACAAAAAGUGGUUAUAACAAUUCGUUCGAUCCUCAGAUGAUUGUGGAAAUUGAAGAGAAGGAGCGCUUACAAAAACUAGCUCAACGAGAUUAUCUGGUGAGGAGUCAAGGUAUAUUGGAAUUAAUUUAUUUUUCGAUGAAAAAAAAUAAUAUAUUGAGACCGCAAGAUGAAAGAAAAUACGCGUUGUUCGAUAAAAUACGACAUGCUAGUGAAACUGUUAAUAAACAGUUGAAUAAAGGACCUGCCAUUAGUGAUAUGUUGGAAGAUAUCACCGAAAAAGGAGCCGGUGAGGUUCUAGCAAGUCAAAAGGAGCUGUAUCCGUGGAGGUCUAAUAAAGAUAAAUAUCUAAAACAGAUCGGGAGAGUUUAG